AUUCAACACAGCAGAGAGUUGAGCCAAGUCAAAGUCUUCCAUUUUCUCCAUCUCCAUUCUGCCAUUAAAUGCUGAGAACAAAUUGAAACAUAAACCAAACCAAACCAAACAUGUUUCUCAGAAAACACGGUCUCUUGUUGUUACUCACCACAGUUGUUGUCCUUUCUGCCACCACCACCACCACCGCUAUAUCACCAGGCUCCACCCUCUCAGCUACCUCCAAUCAAACAUGGAGUUCACCGAGCUCCACCUUCUUCUUAGGCUUCGUCCCCGUCAACCCAACCACCACCCCUCCCACCUUCACCGCCUCCAUCUUCUACUCCGGCAACUCCCCCGUCGUCUGGUCCGUCGCCAACGCCACGCCCGUCGACUCCGGAGCCUCCCUCCGCUUCCUAUCCACCGGCGCCCUCCGUCUCCUCAACGGCUCCGGCGCCACCGUCUGGGACUCCGGCACGGCCAACCGCGGCGCCUCCUCCGCGACGCUUGAAGACAGUGGCAAUUUGGUAAUUUCCAACGGAAGCCGCACCCCUCUGUGGCAAUCGUUCGACCACCCCACCGAUACACUUGUCCCCUCUCAGAAUUUCAGUUCCGGUAAGAUUCUGAGAUCUGGUUCUUACUCUUUUAUCCUUAAGAGUAAUGGGAAUUUAACCCUGUAUUGGAACGAUAGCAUGUUGUAUUGGAACCAAGGCUUGAAUUCCUCUGUUAAUACUGUGAGUAAACCUGUUUUGGCGUUGCAAUCCAUUGGAAUUUUGCAACUUUCUGAUACAAAUUUGACAAGUGCAGCUAUUGUUGCUUAUAGUAAUGACUAUGCUGAGGGUGGUAGUGAUGUUUUGAGAGUUUUGAAAUUGGAUAAUGAUGGAAAUUUGAGGAUUUAUACCACUUCCAAGGGUAGUGGAAACCCUACUGCUAUGUGGGCUGCAGUUGAGGAUCAGUGUGAGGUUUAUGCUUAUUGUGGGAACUAUGGUAUCUGUAGUUAUAAUGCUUCGAAUCCCGUUUGUGGUUGCCCUUCUCAGAAUUUUGAGAUGGUGGAUCCCAAUGAUAGUAGGAAAGGGUGUAGGAGGAAGGUGAGUCUCAACAAUUGCCAAGGGAAUGCAACCAUGUUGACCUUGAAUCAUGCUCAGUUGCUCACUUAUUCCCCUGAGGUUCAGUCGCAGGUGUUCUACAUCGGUAUAUCAGCUUGCAAGGGAAAUUGUCUUUCCAACACUAACGGUUGUUUUGCUUCUACUGCCUUGGGGGAUGGCACGGGGCAAUGUUACUUGAAGUCGCAAGAUUUGGUCUCCGGAUAUGUGAGUCCAGCACUGCCUAGCACUUCUUAUAUCAAGGUUUGUCCACCGGUGCUUCAGAAUCCGCCACCUUCAGGGGUGUCUGUGAAGCACAAGAGCUCGAGAGUACCGGCUUGGGUUCUGGUGGUUGUGGUUUUGGGCACUCUUCUAGCCUUGGUUGCCUUUGAAGGUGGUUUGUGGAUGUGGUGUUGUAGGAACAACAAAAGGUUUGGUGCAUUGUCUGCUCAGUAUGCUCUCCUUGAGUAUGCUUCUGGUGCGCCCGUCCAGUUCUCCUACAAGGAGCUUGAGCGCGCGACAAAGGGCUUCAAGGAGAAGCUUGGAGCUGGAGGAUUUGGUGCUGUCUACAGAGGAAUUCUUGUUAAUAAAACCGUGGCUGCAGUGAAGCAACUCGAGGGCAUCGAGCAAGGUGAGAAACAGUUUAGGAUGGAAGUUGCUACCAUUAGUAGCACUCAUCAUCUCAACUUGGUUAGGCUUAUUGGCUUUUGCUCGGAAGGGCGCCACAGGCUUUUAGUUUAUGAGUUCAUGAAAAACGGUUCUCUAGAUAGUUUUCUAUUCAUGUCAGAGGAACAUUCAGGAAAAUUGUUGAAUUGGGAAUAUCGAUACAGCGUCGCUCUUGGCACUGCGAGGGGCAUCACAUACCUUCACGAGGAGUGUCGCGACUGCAUAGUCCAUUGUGAUAUAAAGCCUGAAAACAUUCUCUUAGACGAGAAUUAUGUUUCUAAGGUAUCUGACUUUGGUCUUGCAAAGCUUGUAAAUCCAAAGGACCAUAGGCAUAGGACCUUGACCAGUGUGAGAGGAACCAGAGGAUACUUAGCACCCGAGUGGCUUGCAAAUCUUCCCAUAACAUCUAAGUCCGAUGUUUACAGCUACGGCAUGGUUUUGUUGGAGAUUGUGAGUGGAAGGAGGAAUUUCGAAGUCUCGGAGGAAACUAAUAGGAAAAAGUUCUCCAUUUGGGCUUAUGAAGAGUUUGAGAAAGGCAACAUCAUUGGAAUUGUGGACAAAAGGCUAGCCGACCAAGAAGUCGACAUGGCGCAAGUGACAAGAGCCAUUCAGGCAAGCUUUUGGUGCAUCCAGGAGCAGCCCUCCCAUAGACCGACCAUGAGCAGAGUGGUUCAAAUGCUUGAAGGCGUUGCUGAGAUAGAGAGGCCGCCGGCACCAAGGUUGGCUAUGGAAGGACCUGUUGUUAGUGGAACAAGCACAAACAUAAGUAGCAAUGUCAGUGCAUUCUCCACAGCUGCAGCUUCACCCCUUGGUCCUUCGUCGUCGUCGUCAUUUCAGACAAGCAGUGUCUCCACCUUAACCUUGGGAAGGAACACCGAGAAGGUAUCUUCAUCUCUCUUACAAUCAGAACCAUGAAUGGUUACCAAUCUUUUUUCUCCUUCAUGAUUACCAAUAAGAAUUGCCUCAUAGCUACAUUCACAUUCACUUGCUAUUUGAUUCUGGAACAGCAAAACUAAGCUUUGCUGCUCAAAUAACUUGUAUCAUAAUAUUCACAACAUAGUGUGUAUUUACCAACAUCACUGUAUACUUAUACUAGUUUGUACUUUGUAAUUAGGGAUUGCAAGCAAAAGCAGAAGCAAUCAUCUGUAUUGAAGUCCUGUAAUUUUUUUGCAUAAUGUGUAUAGGUAUAUCCAUAAUGAAUGGGCAGAAUAUUAUCAAA
Messenger RNA from Arachis duranensis, 2943 nucleotides. Its product is annotated as G-type lectin S-receptor-like serine/threonine-protein kinase At1g34300. Gene Ontology annotation, biological process: recognition of pollen; protein phosphorylation. The transcript has a single exon. Bases 111 to 2639 code for a protein of 842 amino acids. Gene Ontology annotation, molecular function: protein serine/threonine kinase activity; ATP binding. The record is from RefSeq and is a predicted model, not a curated record. Lineage: Eukaryota; Viridiplantae; Streptophyta; Magnoliopsida; Fabales; Fabaceae.